Messenger RNA from Echinops telfairi (small Madagascar hedgehog), 2433 nucleotides. RefSeq names its product clavesin 1 (gene CLVS1). Gene Ontology annotation, cellular component: membrane. The transcript is spliced from 6 exons. NCBI's taxonomy places the organism in Eukaryota, Metazoa, Chordata, Mammalia, Afrosoricida, Tenrecidae. The record is from RefSeq and is a predicted model, not a curated record. Gene Ontology annotation, molecular function: phosphatidylinositol bisphosphate binding. Bases 320 to 1384 code for a protein of 354 amino acids.
CAGUGGAGCAGGGGCUUUCAUUCACAGCUUUCUAGAGAAAUAUGAGCCCGCACCUGGCAGAAUAAGAGAUCUCACCCACCCAGCUCAGCAACGAGGACACUUGCAGAAACACAUUUCCAAAGCAAGGUUGGGCGGCCAUGUGAAGUAAGUGAUGGCCUCGGUUUUGCUUCUCUCUUGGAUGGCAGCUACCACGUAGGGCCUGAAUGUCCUACUGCUCUUCAGGAACGGGAAGAAGAUUCCUGCUUUGUUUUUGUGUUUUGGUGGCAAUCUUGCAAAAACACUGUUGAAUGGGUCGCUAUUUCAACAGAGCAUCAGAUGAAUGGGACCGGUCUCUCUUCUUUCAGAAUAUCAGAAAUUAAGCAUUUGGACAGGAGAUUUGGCCAACAUGACCCACCUACAGGCUGGCCUCAGUCCAGAAACAAUAGAGAAAGCGCGCCUGGAACUGAAUGAGAACCCUGAUGUUUUACAUCACGAUGUUCAGCAAGUCAGGGACAUGAUCAUCACCAGGCCUGACAUUGGGUUUUUACGAACCGAUGAUGCCUUCAUUCUGAGGUUUCUCCGAGCCAGAAAGUUUCACCAAGCAGAUGCCUUUAGACUCUACGCUCAGUACUUCCAGUACCGUCAGCUAAACCUGGACAUGUUCAAAAACUUCAAGGCAGAUGAUCCUGGCAUUAAGAGGGCUCUGAUUGAUGGGUUUCCUGGAGUGCUGGAAAGCCGAGAUCACUACGGCAGGAAGAUCCUUCUGCUGUUUGCAGCCAAUUGGGAUCAGAGUAGGAACGCCUUCACAGACAUCUUGCGGGCCAUCCUGCUCUCACUGGAAGUCCUUAUUGAAGAUGCAGAGCUUCAGAUAAAUGGUUUCAUUUUAAUUAUAGACUGGAGUAAUUUUUCCUUCAAACAAGCCUCCAAACUAACACCUUCCAUCCUCAAACUGGCCAUUGAAGGGUUACAGGACAGCUUUCCCGCCCGCUUUGGAGGAGUCCAUUUUGUCAACCAGCCCUGGUACAUCCACGCCCUCUACACACUCAUCAAGCCGUUCCUUAAAGACAAGACAAGGAAAAGGAUUUUCCUGCAUGGGAACAAUUUAAAUAGCCUUCACCAGCUGAUACACCCUGAAUUUUUGCCCUCUGAAUUUGGAGGAACUCUUCCACCUUAUGAUAUGGGGACAUGGGCUCGGACAUUGCUUGGUCCUGAUUACAGCGAUGAAAAUGACUAUACUCACACUUCCUAUAAUGCAAUUCAUGUGAAACAUAUGUCCUCUAAUCUGGAGAGAGAAUACUCCCCUAAUCCGAUGAAAAGGUCUCAGUCUGUGGUCGAAGCUGGGACCCUGAAACAUGAGGAAAAGGGAGAGAGCGAGAACACCCAGCCACUCCUGGCGCUGGACUGAACCCAAGUCAUCUAGAGGGUCUCCCCUGCGUCAGCCUUCAGGGCGCCCGCCACCCAGGAAGCGCACCUGCGGCCAUCCAGCUUGACUCACACCCUCCACUCUGCCAUCCGAGAAUGAAUGUCAUCAGUCAUCGGUCCAAGAUGCCAAAACUGAGUAAAGACUUGAGAGAUGCUCUUUUCCAGACGGAUUGGAGGAUGAACCAAGAGUCCCCUCCUUCCCUUUUUCUGCUAUUAAGUGAACUGAAAAAGAAGACUACAUUUUGUUGCAUACUCUACAUUAGGACUCUCCGGACACACUGCACAAAGAGCCUCUCUCCAGAAUUUGCUAAUCAGAUUAAGUGCAUUUUCAAGUCUACACAUCUGAAUGAAAUUGUGCAGGCACAAUUGCCAAGUUUAAUUUAGUGCAAAGCCCCAAGACCAUGGCUUUGCUGAUAAUUUUAUUAUUGAAUAUUUUCUCUGACCUCAUCACUAGCAUCAAAUUAUCCAGCUUGUAUGUUCUCAUAGCUUGGGCUAUUUGCAGACUUUGAUCCUGCAAAGUGAUUUUUACAUAUCAUUUACUAGGCUAUACCAACUUACUAUAAUAAGCUGACUUUAACAAUAGAUACCCGCAAUCUGAAAUAGGGAUUACUUCAUCUUAAUAGUGUGGUUUCACACAGGCUUCCCAAGAACCCAUUAUUCCAGAAUGUGUUUGCAGAGAUGAGAAUUUAAUUGAAAACACAUUUGUUCAGUGACAAAUGAACAAAUGAUUCUACUUAAAUUAUAACACUUGAGGCACCACUGUAGCAAAAGAAAGAGCUACCAAACCACUUAACCCCAGCCCUCUUGCAACUAGUUAAAUAUGUGGAGAAAAGGGUUGCUGUUGCUGAGUGUAAAUAUUCAAUCACGGUGUACUCUGAAAGGAAUCGAUACAUAAAAAAGUAGUGAAAAUAAGACUAGGAGCGCAGGAUGAAAUGCCAAAGAUAAUUUUAUUUCUUUAUUCUCCUUAGAAGUGGUGUCUCCACUACUCAUUCAAAAGAAAUUAGAUUAAAAAUAAACAGGUAUCAUAGGUUA